UAAAAAAAGAGUGGAAUGAUGGAAGAGACUAAUUUAGGUAGCAUAAAUCUGCCGGGGUGUGUUUGGAUGUUCUCUGUUUCUGUGGCAGGAGGCAGGUAUGAUCUGUGGCAAUGCUCAUCUAUUACCAAACCUGCUCCGAAGCUGGCGCCCGGAUUGAAAACAGAUCUCGGGGAAAAGCACGGUUCCACAUGUGUCAGCCAUUACUGCAGACAACUCAAUUAAGUCCGAAUGCCUUUUUAAGUGCAGCAUUGUGGCACACAAGUCGGCUCUGGGGUGAUAAUGUUUGCAGUUUUUCUCCGGGAAAACUUGGAGGAUCUGGAGCCGUUAGGGCCGUGCACGUUGAGCAUGACAAAACACGCUUCUUGGGUAAAUAGUUCUGGCUGCUAUGGUUCUGGAGGAAUUAAAGAAAGACAGAAAUGCCCAUGAGGGAGCUGCAGUGGGAAGGAAAAGAGUCGACGCGGCGCACAUUUCUGUUCAAACACACGGGGCACGCUUCGUCCUUUCAUCUCCACUGCUGCUGUUUAUGUUGCUUUGUAAUGGCUUUUAAGGUAUCCUGCAUGCAGUUAGCAGAGAUGAAGCCAUAAAGUGGGCCGACAUGAGGGAACGCUACUGAAUGUGCAAUAAUACUGGCCUUUACUAGUCCUUUCAUGCUUUGGAGAAACUUUUCAGCGACUGUCAAAGGAGGCAUUUAUCACUUUAAUCCCCACCUGGCACAGAGAAUGAACGCGAGGUUCCACCAGGUUAGAAGAGUGAUGACCAUCCUGUUCCUUACUAUGGUUAUUUCAUACUUCAGUUGCAUGAGAGCUGCGCCCCUGAGAGACGCCCCGGGCAUGCGGGGCCAUCGGACGGAAGGCUACCUGGGCGCUGCUGCGACGGCCCCCCGGGGCCACGGGACUCCGCAGAGUGGCGGGCCGGGCCAGCGCGAGGAGCUCCCCUCGCUAACAGACACGUUCGAGCAGGUGAUAGAGGAGCUGCUGGAGGUGGAGGGCGAGGCGGCGCAGCUGGGACAGGGGGCCGACAAGAGCCAGGGAGGCGGGGGCCCGUCGUCGGUGGCCGCCGCCGAGGCCAAGGAUGUCGACCUGUACAACUCGCGGGUGAUGAUCAGCAACCAAGUGCCUUUGGAGCCGCCGUUGCUCUUUCUCCUGGAGGAAUACAAAAACUAUCUGGACGCCGCCAACAUGUCCAUGAGGGUGCGGCGGCACUCCGACCCCUCGCGGCGCGGAGAGCUUAGCGUGUGUGACAGUAUUAGCCAGUGGGUGACAGCUGUGGAUAAAAAGACGGCGAUAGACAUGUCUGGGCAGACAGUAACCGUCAUGGAGAAGGUCCCUGUCCCCAAUGGCCAACUGAAGCAAUACUUUUAUGAGACCAAAUGCAACCCCAUGGGGUACACAAAGGACGGCUGCAGAGGAAUAGACAAGCGGCAUUAUAACUCCCAAUGCAGGACAACCCAGUCCUACGUGCGAGCGCUCACCAUGGAUAGCAAAAAGAAGAUCGGCUGGCGGUUUAUAAGGAUAGACACUUCAUGUGUAUGCACAUUGACCAUUAAAAGAGGGAGAUAGUGCAUAAAAUGUAUAGAUUUUAUUGAAGAGUUUAAAAAAGAGAAUAAAGAGAAAAUAUCUAUUUGUAUAUAUACAUAACAGGGUAAAUUAUUCCGUCAAAUGAUAAUUUUAUGGACUGCAUGUAAAAAAAGAUGAAGUUUAUACAGUAAAGUGAUACUACAGUCUAUUUAUUGAACAUAUUCAUGACCUUGUAAACAAUUAAAAAAAAUCUGAUCAGUCAUUUUGCGCCCAGUUUAAAUUACUAUGUCACAUUAAUCGAGACAUUGUGAUCUGUUUACUUUGCCAAGAAAUUAGAAAACGAAGGGGGAAAAAAAAGAACAAUAACAACAACAACAAAAAAAAAACAAGACACAGGCAAGGAAUGAAUGAGAGAGGACAGUUCCAUCUUCAAAAGCUUGCAUGCUGCUUUUAAAUUGUGAAUUUAAAGAAAUUCUCCACUUUCAAAGAAAAAAAAAGUUUAAAAAAAAGGAUAUGAUGCUGACCAAAAAAGAAAAAAAAAAUCAUUCAGUUUACAUAUUCAGCAGAAAAUGAUUUCCUCUCGAGUAAAAUUAUCUGUUUACUGUUCUAAACUUCUCAAGGUAAUGUUGGAAUUACAUACUAUGUCAAGGUGCUGUUGUCAAAGCUUUGCUGUUUAUUUUUUUAUCCGCACCAGAGGAAAAAAUAUAUUU
Messenger RNA from Fundulus heteroclitus (mummichog), 2227 nucleotides. RefSeq names its product brain-derived neurotrophic factor (gene bdnf). The record is from RefSeq and is a predicted model, not a curated record. Lineage: Eukaryota; Metazoa; Chordata; Actinopteri; Cyprinodontiformes; Fundulidae. The transcript has 2 exons. Gene Ontology annotation, molecular function: growth factor activity; nerve growth factor receptor binding. Gene Ontology annotation, biological process: negative regulation of neuron apoptotic process; memory; positive regulation of peptidyl-serine phosphorylation. The coding region runs from base 648 to 1559 and encodes 303 amino acids.